AUCCCAGAUGUUUUCCCUCUUCUAGCAGCUGCACAUAAGACUCUUAUAUCCAAAUCAAGGGAAUCAUUGACAACACGUACGCUGCAUUCUGAGCUUGUUUACAACUACUCUGGCUCUAAGCAUAUCUCGGAAUCUUUGAAAAGAUGUGGCAUCUUGGACAACUCGCAUGACAUCCUCGUGGCUCGUUUUGGUGCUUCUACUGAUGAGAUGAUGGCUGUAGAGAAACUUAUCAAAGGUAAGGAGAUCGAUUUAGAUGAAUUGGAAGAGCGGGCAAAUCAAACCCAGAUACAAAAGCACUACAAAAUAUCUAACGUGGAACUAGGGAUAUCAUCAAUUGCUGAUGCUAUAGUUUGCCGGAUUGCUGCCCGUGAUGCUCUGUAA
This is a messenger RNA of Ilex paraguariensis (yerba mate), 381 nucleotides long. Lineage: Eukaryota; Viridiplantae; Streptophyta; Magnoliopsida; Aquifoliales; Aquifoliaceae. The record is from the annotation of a GenBank genome assembly.